AUGUCGCCAAUGAUUCUCAACCGCCCUUCGGAUGGUCCUGCCAUGGGUCUUUCUCCUACUCAAGAACGCGCCUUCGCUCAGUUCCCCUCCCAGUCCAUGCUAGAUUCCUCUAGCAACUUCCAUGGCUAUUCUGCAAACCAUAGCUCGAUGCUUGCCAACGGUGGCUCAGCCCAGCCUCUCUUUAAUGCUGGCCCGGUAUCUACUCCUACCGCCGCACCCAAGCCAUCCCGCAAGAGGUCGCGUGAUGAUGCUUCAUUCGGGGAAGCUCUCGCUGUGCCUCCAGCACCGAUCCCCGCUCCGGCACCUAAAGAAGAGCCUAUAUAUGGCGAGGGGAUGGUCUUGUUGAAUCCUCAGACUGGCAUUGCUCUCUCGGCCGACAGUCAAACUGGUACAUGGUACGAAGAGACAGCCGAGUCGCAAGCUGCCAAAACUGCGCCGGUCUCGUCGCUCUCCAAUGCGCUGCAAUCUGAUGCUGCCGAUGUCUCCCGUAAAUCCCAGCGGCUCGGCGUCUCUGCCCCGGGCCUUGAUGAUAUUGCAUUGCACUCAAAUCAAACCCGCCUGGACGGCUCCGAGGCUGACCAGCACCGCAAUCUGACAGGCGGAUCUACACCACCUGCUGAACCCCUCAUCGACGAUGCCACCCUUCUCCUCGGUAUCAGUUGGCAACGCAUGGAUACCGACAACGAUAUGGCGCCUGCUGUGCGUGGCUGGAUCAAGUAUAUCGACAACCAGUACGCUGCCCAUUUGCGUAACUCGCAGAUGCUCAUGAAAAGCCGCGCCCUUAACGCCUACCUCGUGGCCGCGACGCCUGUCUCUGCCUUCUCUCCCGCCUUCUACCUUUUCAACGAAGACCUCACCCAAGCUCAACUUGUGGCUUCCUCGUGGGAUGCUUGCCUGCAGAAUUUACGCAGCACGCCUAUCAUCUUCGAGGGCCCCGCCCCCAUCGCCGCUGCAAGCCGCUCCAACUCUCCUCCCUCCACCGAUCCUUUCAACACCACUGGGGACAUGGGUGUACCUCUCCUCCAGCAAGCCAUUUCAAACCACUCACACGCACCCCUCAGCGUAACAGGAACCGGGCUGAACGGAGGCGUCGACAUGGGAAUGGAGAUUGACUCAUAA
Molecule: messenger RNA, 1119 nt
Organism: Penicillium verhagenii
Lineage: Eukaryota; Fungi; Ascomycota; Eurotiomycetes; Eurotiales; Aspergillaceae
Exons: 1
Coding region: 1-1119 (372 amino acids)
Source: RefSeq, a predicted model, not a curated record